Closterium sp. NIES-65 is the source of this 495-nucleotide messenger RNA. Lineage: Eukaryota; Viridiplantae; Streptophyta; Zygnematophyceae; Desmidiales; Closteriaceae. The record is from the annotation of a GenBank genome assembly.
AUGGUUCUAUCAGACCGUGCAAUGAGAGCAGUGAGAGAGGUGGAUCUGGAGGAGGGCGAGGCUACCUUCCAGUUCCGCCCCGACCGCACGUACUACCCUGGGCAGACCUACUCCGCUGAGGAGCUGGACAUAUCCCAGCCCCUUCCCGACGGCCCGGGGGAAACGCGGCGCAAGCUGCCCACCCCCACCACCAAGGAGGCCCUGCGCGCUGCUGACUUCCGGAACGUGCGCUUCCUGUCACAAUUCAUCUCUGAAACUGGCAAGAUUAAACCCAGAAACAAGACUCGUCUGUCUGCCAAGGCGCAGCGUCGCGUGGCUCGGGAGAUCCGAACCGCCCGGGUGUUUGGGCUCAUGCCGUUCACGCAGGCAGGCCGGCCGCCGUUUAGGUUCGGCAAGGACCCGAACCUGGAGUCAGGGGAGCUGGAGCAGGAGGAACUUGAGCUGGCAGCUGCUGUGGAGGAUGUGAAGGAGCUCAAGGCCAUGGCCGGGAGAUAG